AUGCCUCCUCUCAACAUGUCUCGCCCAUCUCCUAUCACAUUUUUGCUGCUGGGAAUCCCAGGACUAGAGCACCUUCAUGUCUGGAUUGGGAUUCCCUUUUGUUCCAUGUAUGUGGUAGCUGUGGUGGGGAAUAUGACUAUCUUGGCUGUGGUUAGGGCAGAGCGAAGUCUCCAUGAACCUAUGUUUUUAUUUCUAUGUAUGUUAUCUGUCACUGACCUGGUCCUCUCCACAUCAACGCUGCCCCGCAUGCUGUGUCUUUUCUGGCUUGGAGCUCGUGACAUUGCCUUCGAUGCCUGCCUAACCCAAAUGUUUUUUAUUCAUAGCUUUACUGCACUGGAAUCUGGGUUCUUUUUGGCUAUGGCCUUUGAUCGUUAUGUGGCCAUUUGUCAUCCACUACGCCAUACCACCAUUCUCACUCACAAUCGCAUCAUCAUAAUAGGUGUUAUUGUGGUGAUCCGCGGUGUAACAUUCUUUUCCCCACACCCCAUCUUACUAAAACAACUACCUUACUGCAGAACACGCAUCAUUGCGCAUACCUACUGUGAAUUUAUGGCUAUAGUGAAGCUGGCCUGUAUGGACAUAGGAGCCACAAAGAGUUACAGCCUCAGUAUGGCUUCUAUUAUUGGCUCUUGUGAUGCCAUUCUUAUUGCUGUUUCUUAUGCUUUUAUCCUUCGCUCUGUAUUCCGCCUGCCAUCCCGUGAAGCUAGCUUUAAAGCUUUGGGUACAUGUGGAUCUCAUGUUUGUGUUAUUCUUGUUUUCUACUCCACAGCUGGCUUUUCCAUUUUUACUCACCGUUUUGGAAAAAAUAUACCUGCUCAUAUCCAUAUUUUUAUUGCAAAUAUGUAUUUAUUAGUGCCCCCUUUUCUUAACCCCAUUGUGUAUGGAGUAAGGACCAAGAAAAUAAGGGAAUAUGUUCUUAGAACACUAAUGGUCAAAGUUUCAUAA
Suncus etruscus (white-toothed pygmy shrew) is the source of this 945-nucleotide messenger RNA. RefSeq names its product olfactory receptor 52D1-like. Gene Ontology annotation, molecular function: G protein-coupled receptor activity; olfactory receptor activity. Bases 1 to 945 code for a protein of 314 amino acids. The transcript has a single exon. Gene Ontology annotation, cellular component: membrane. The record is from RefSeq and is a predicted model, not a curated record. Gene Ontology annotation, biological process: G protein-coupled receptor signaling pathway. Lineage: Eukaryota; Metazoa; Chordata; Mammalia; Eulipotyphla; Soricidae.